Molecule: messenger RNA, 2193 nt
Organism: Mucor velutinosus
Lineage: Eukaryota; Fungi; Mucoromycota; Mucoromycetes; Mucorales; Mucoraceae
Exons: 5
Coding region: 1-2193 (730 amino acids)
Biological process (GO): establishment of cell polarity
Cellular component (GO): cytoplasm; cell tip
Molecular function (GO): cytoskeletal regulatory protein binding
Source: RefSeq, a predicted model, not a curated record
AUGAUGUCAGAGAAUAGCACCGUAUCUUGCAUGAAGGCAAGAGAUGCAGUAAUUGAAAACAACGACAAGGUGCCCUCUCCUAUGCUGGAUAUAGAGCAAAGUGUGUCCAAGCUGCUGAUGACAACCAAGAGGCUGCUAGAGACGCUAACUGCCUGGUCCUCUGGGACAGCCAAGGAUACACAAGUGUAUGACGAAUACAAUGCUCUUGAGGUUCAUUUUGCGUGUGCUACACAGGCAUUUGAAUCCGUAGCAUUGCCAAUGGAAGACAUGCUCCAUCUGCCAGACGAUCUAUACGAAUGCCUCAAGACAACAUUAUCUAAGGAAGCAUCUUCGGCAACGUUGGAGAAGCAUUUACCAGCAAUUCGAGAUACAAUCAUCAAAUUAUUGCAAGGAUUGAAAAGGAAGCAAUCUUUGCUAAGAGAGAGAUAUGAUUCGAGCAACAACACAACUCCUACUUCCAGUUCGAAGCUAUUGUCCCGUGCAGCAUCUCACUUAUCGCCAUUGCACACAACAACUUCUUCUAUGACCAUGAUGCCUUUACCCUCUCCUUCCUCAUCCACCGAGCCCUUGAGAGUGCAACAACGCCAAUCAUUGCCCAGAUCGCCCGUAUCGCCCUCUGCGAGGGAAGAGUUUGAUAUGAAUGAUCCCAAAACACAAGAUGCCAUGAAUGCAUUGACGAGACAGGAGAAUUUAGCGAGACGAUCGUCUGUUCGACGCACAUCUCACCACCAUUUGACAGUGGAUACAGCGGAGAAAACCCACGUACCUGAUUUCAUUGACAUCUAUUUGAGGAAAGGAGAGCAAGUCAAGAAAACCAGCAUUCAUGCAGAUAUUAAAUUGGAGGAAGUUCGGCAGUUAUUCCGUAAUCAGUAUUCAGUAACCAAGGAACAAGAAUUUGAAAUCUACAUUUUAGACCCUGUGUCGAAUGUGGAAUAUGAGCUAGAGAGGCUAAAUGAUAUCAAGCCAUAUUCAAUUAUAUCCUUUAAAGAAAAUACGAUGGCGACGCUACCCAGCAUUGCGGUAGACGUAGCCAAAGAAAUGAAAAGCUUAUUUGAAGAUACCAUGCAACAAAUGUUGACUCGCCUGGAACAAAAACAAUGUACCAAUAUACCCCAAGAAAAGAUCAAGGAGCAGCAAAAGGAGCUCGAGUCACUGCGUCAUGACUUAGCCAGCAUUCAUCAAUGUCACAACGACUACAAAAUGGAAACAGAGCAACUGAUUGCAGAGCUAAAGGAAAAAAGCAGCAAAAUUGCUGCUUCUACUGUCGUCAUUCUAGACGAAAAAGCACAUGCCGAAAUGAAUGAAAGUAGAGAAGUGACGCAAAAAGCAGCUACACUUAUUACGAGUCGACUAGAAGCACUGCAAGAUACCAUCGAUCAGCUCAAGCUGGAUGUUACACAGAAGAGAUGCCGACCCUCUAAAAGCCAAUUAAAUCAAUGUCAAGAAGAAUCUGAUCGAUUGAAAUUAGAGAUGAAUGAUCUUCAAGCUCGCAUCAAAAAAUUCAAACCCAUUUGGAAAAAGACAUGGGAGGUUGAAUUGCAGCAAAUUGUCAAGGAGCAGCAGUUCUUAAAAGAACAAGAAGCCCUAUUAGUGGAUCUAAAGGACGAUCAUAAAGCUGUGUUGAAUGUGCUGGGUCAACUGGUAAAGAUAUCUGAAAUUCAAGAACGUAAGAAGCAGCUUGGUGUCGAGUUUCGUAUGGCGCCUCCAGCAGAGGAAGGAUUUGAAGGCAUGGCAAGUGUGAUGAAGGAGGUUUCCAAUAUCCAUGUGGAUCAUUCUCAGAGAGUCAAGGCGUUAGCGCAGGCCGAAUCUAAAAGGUCCAAAGAACUCUCACAACGAAUUGAUGCAUUUGAAAAGGAAUUAACUGAUUUUGUGGGCCUGCGAAAACUGAAAAAGACAGGUGGUGCUCAAGCAGUUGAUAAACAAAGACAGGAGAAGGAUAAGGCUAUGAUGAAGCAAAUCUUUGCCAAUAAUUCAAGCAACAAUCAUGAUGUAACUGAUGCUUCUUGCAGUAGCAGCCAUGACAAUAGCAGUCUUCACGAUGAAACUGCUCCCUUGGAUCAAGGAGACCAUGCUGAAACCUCUUGUUCUCCUCCUAUGACUCCUAUCAUCGAGGAAGAGGAAGAUGUGCCAUCUCUAGCAGCACUACCACCAUCAACCCUACAGGUAUCGACUGUGGAAGAAGAAAAAGAAUAA